CUGACAGUUUCGCUCCGCUGGACUCAGAGCAAACGUAGCAGGAAAAGCGACUACUAUUCGAUCAGGAGGAGUAGAAAGGGCCCAGCUGUUGUGAGGAAUCUACUGUACUCCAGUCUACCAUGGAGUAAACACUGAGGAAAACUCAGUGAAUUCUUCAAGACAUCUGCCAUUCCCGGUGGAAAGGACACGUUGUCAGAAAGUUGGACAACAUGGUGUUAUGGUCUGAUCCUGUACAGAUGCCGUUUAGCUCAUGACUGGAAAAGCAUGAAGUAAUUCCAGUGGAUUGUAUUGCCUUUUGGUUGGAGGAGGGUACCACUUUGCUGGUGCCAUGGCAUCCAAGGAGAGAUUGUACGAGGUGUGGAUGCUAUACUCCACUAAGAGGGAUCCAGACUACUUGAAGUUAUGGCUGGAGAUUUUCGUCAGCUCCUAUGAAAGAUGCCUAAAUGUGGAUUUUGAAAAGCCACCGACCAGGCCAGAGGAGUUGCCCCCGGUGCUGACCCUGCUCCCAGACAACAUCCUUCAGGUUUUGCGUCACCAGCUGCUGCAAUGCGUCCAAAAGGCCUCGGACGGUCUGGAGCCAGAGCAGCAGAACCUGGCUCUGCUCCUCCUCAAGUUCCUCAUUCUCAUCUGCAGGAACUUGUCCAAUGUGGAGGAGAUCGGCACCUGCUCCUACAUCAAUCACAUUAUUAACAUGACCACCCUUUACAUUCAGCAGUUGAAAAGCAAGACCAAAGAGAAGGAGAUGGUGGACCAGAGCCAGGCUGAAGAAUUCGUCCGUCACGCUUUGGCAUUCUGUGAGAGUCUAUAUGACCCAUAUCACAACUGGAGGCAUCGGACCAGCGGAGAGCAGGUUGGGACAGUGGAGCGGAGCAGGCAGAAGUACAAAGCAGCACCUCUCACUGUGGAGUUUGUUCCUUUCUUUUAUCAGUGCUUCCAGGAAAGUGAACAUCUAAAGGAGAGUUUAAAGUGCUGUUUGCUUCACCUGUUUGGGGCCAUAGUAGCCGGGGAUCAGAGGAAUGCACUGCUCGCCAUCUCCCCAGCCACUAUGGAGGUACUGAUGCGGGUGCUAGGGGACUGCUCGCUCGGCAGCUGCCCCACGGAUGAAGGAGAGGACUGGGACAGCGAAGCACCCGAUCGAAAGGCCCUGCUAACGUUAGGCUGUCUGCGGGAAGUGGUACAGCGCCUCCUAGCAUCCAGUUCGGACCAGCGCCAAGUGGAGAUCGCGUCGGUUCUGGAGAAUUAUUUCAAGUUGCUCAAUUCAGACCCGGCUGCAGUAGUGGCUUCAAAACAACAGCAGCAGAAGCAGGGGAAGGGAAAAGUGCCAACGCUGGGGAGACACUGGGAGAGCAGAUUUGUGGCACUGCAAGUCAAUAUGUUAGACACUAUCAGAGACAUGUUCCUGUGCUCGGAUAGACCGGUUCUACAAGCCAUCUUCCUCAACAGUAACUGCUUUGAGCAUCUCACAAGACUCCUACAAAACAGCAAGCUGAUAAAUGCUAGGAGCACGUCGGCUGACAAGGACCAGAAAGAUAUAACCAACAACAUGUUACUGUCAGGAGAGAGGGACACCCAGGUGUUUCAGGGAAGAUUGGAUUCACUUGCGGUUGCAACCAUAAAGGCGCUUACAACAGUAAUGCACAAGUCACCGGCUGCAAAGGAGGUGUUCAAGGAGAGGAUAGGCUAUAAUCACUUGUUUGAAAUCCUGAUCUCUCUGGGGCAGCCUUCACGGCACCUCCUUAAAGAGCUCAUGAAUAUGGCGGUGGAGGGAGAGCACACUUCUGUGGGUCUCUUGGGCAUCAGUAAUGUCGACCCUCUUCUCCUUCUGGUCCAGUGGCUUCCUGAACUCGAUUCAUGUGAACUUCAACUCUUCACCGCCGACUGGGUCCGACGCCUCAGCUGCUUAAAUCGCCAAACCCGUGCCACUUGUGUCAACGCCUCAAUGGUCAAGCGUGCUUUAUCUGCUUUGAAACGCUAUCAAAGACUACACCGAGCGUGCGGAGAGAGUUUAUUAGGACUACUAGGGUCUUUGGGCUCGCAGUCGCUAAGUACAAAUGAACUGUUGGAGUUUUUAAGAUUGUUACGACCACCGGAUUCAACGCAAGCACAUCCGUAUGUAGGACCUGCGUUGAGAGCUCUUCUGAUGAUGGUACGGAAGCAGGGGUUAGAAAGUGCGAUGCAGUAUUUUGACUUGUCCCAUGGGAUGGCUGGGAUUUCGGUGCCGACGGUGCAGCGGUGGCCUGGAUCGGCGUUCAGUUUUCUGGCCUGGCUCUCUCUGGACCAGGAACAACUCGGACCCACCAGCAAAGACAAGAGGAAACAGCUUUACAGUUUCUUCUCUGCGGGGGGCACUGGGUUUGAGGCGUUCAUCUCAGCAGCAGGGGUCCUGGUGGUGGCCGUCUGCACCAAGAAGGAGUAUGUGACUGUGAUGCUGCCUGACUACUGCUUCUGCGACUCUCUAUGGCACAGUAUUGGUGUGGUGCAUGUGCCUGGAAAGAGGCCGUUUGGACAGAGUCUGGUCUACAUUUAUGUGGAUGGACAACAAAAGCUCUCUGCACCACUCAAGUAUCCCACCAUGACUGAGCCUUUUACCUCCUGUUGCAUUGGUUCAGCGGGACACCGGACCACAACUCCCCCUCCCUCCCAGAUCCCAGACCCCCCCUUCUCCUCCGCCUCCACCCCCACCACGCGCUCCUCUCUGGGGGGCAUCUUGUCUCCGCACACCUGGGGGGGUCUGCUGGGAGGCAAACCUGAGUCUGUGACCAAACUGAUCUCUGCUGGGACCCAGGACAGCGAGUGGGGCAGUCCGACCUCACUACAGGGACAACUGGGGAGCGUGAUGGUGUUUCAUGAACCACUGCAGCCGAACCACAUUAAAGCCAUCUGCAGUGCGGGUCCAAACUGCAUAUCUCCACUCAAAGCCCAAGAGUCUGAAAUUGGGGACCUCACAACUAAACUGCUGCUUUAUUAUUCGCCAAAGGCGUGUAAGAACCCCAUCUGUCUGGAUCUGUCGCCCAACACGCUGCACGGCCGUCUGACUGGGAACAAAGUGGUCAACUGGGACAUUAAGGAUGUUAUAAACUGUGUGGGCGGACUGCCAGUGCUGUUGCCUGUCCUGGAGCAGCUGGCCCUGGUAACUCCGGAUCCACAGACCUCUGAUCCGGGCUCCGGGUCUUCAGACUUCAUCACUCCGGAUGUCUCUACACCGGCCGAAGGGGACUGGGUCAUACUGCCAUCCAACCGCGCUUCAGAGGCGAGACUGGAGAAGAACUUGGUUGCCACUUUUCUGUUGGUGCUAAAACAUUUUCUACAAAGACAUCCGAUCAACCAGGAAACUCUGCUCCACACACACGGAGUCAGCACUUUAGGAGCUCUUCUGCAAAAGCUCCCUGUGGGUCAUGUGGACGUGAGUGUCCUGGUGGCCAUGCAGCUCCUCAUCGAACAGGUGACGUGUGAGAAGAACCAGGCUCUGCUGCAACAGCUCCACUCACAUCUGCUCUUCAACUUCAACAUCUGGAACAAAGGAGACUUCCCACUAAGAAUAGGUCAUAUUCAGUACAUGUCCACAGUCAUCAAAGACAACAGGAAACAGUUCAGGAAGAAAUACGGAGUUCAGUUCUUUCUUGAUGCUGCUCGUCUCUAUUAUGGGAGGAACAGCAACAAAGAGGGUGAUCUGAGUGAAGAUGACAUCCGCACGAUACGAGCCUCCCUCUAUGGGCUCAUUAAAUACUACAUUGGAAAAGGCAUGUCACAGGAUGAGAUGCACAGCAUGCUGGGAUACAUCGCUGCUAUUGGGGAUGAAGAGCAGUUGUGUGGACUACUGGAGUUGUUACUGAGCCUCCUUCAGACCAGUCUGUCCCGGGAUCAGCUCUUCCUGCUCCUGUUUGAGCCCAGUGCUGCAGACUCAUGCUACGCUCUGCUCCUCAACAACAAGCACUCAGACCGCCUCAGGGAGCUGGUCUUCAAGUUGUUUGAGCGAAUGCUGCGCUGUGACCGUGUUUAUGAGAAGAAUAAACAGCGUCUGAGGCUGAGGGAGGCGGGGUACUCCGGACUCUCUCUCCUCUUCUCCGACCUCCACAUCACUCCCACUCUGAUCCGGUGUCUCCUCAACCAGAUCCUACACACAGAUCAUAAUGUGAAUUACAAAGACCUGAUGGCUCUGGUCCAGCUCACUCACCGGGCCGGUCCUAGUGUCCGCCUGAUUGUCUGCAAAAGGGUGCACCAGCUGCUGCAGUCCUCCCAGGAUGCUGCAAUUCAGAUUGCGAGACAGCAAUGUUGGCAGGACACUUUAAUGCGCUUGUAUUUGAGAGGAGAUGGAUCCUUAACUCUCAAAAACGCAGACACAGUUAGCACUUGUAGCUUGGACUUGAGCCGAAACUCCAACUCAAACCGCUUGGAGUUACCUCUUGAAAAACGGACUCGAACUGGAAGUAAUAGUAGAUUGGAUCGACUUGACGAUGACCGAAUUAGCAUAGGAGACACUCGAUCUGUUGAUAGUUUAGAAAAUGGUGAUGUUAUUUCACUUUUGGAUACUCCCUCUUCGUCUGCAUCAACUGAACCACACAUCCAACCAAAGCCAUGGGUAGUGGGGAAGUCAGGGGGGUUGACACUGGACUUAUCCCACCUUCAGGGCUUCGAUGCUGGGGAGAGCGGUACGCAGACUCCCGGUAGCAUGCCCAGUACUCCGUCACCGAUAGAAACGUCCAAGCCUUUUCCGGGAAAUUCCAGUGAAAAAGAUCCAAGCUCUUCCCUAAAUGAAGACAGCUUUCUAUUCAGUGAUAAUAUUUCACUGGGAGAGUCUUACAACAACACAGAGCGUGCAGAGGAGGAGUUGUGUUCGAUGCUUUUGGAGAUCGUUCUGUGUGUGAUGUGGAGAGGAGUGGAGGGCUCUGAUGAUGCUGCCUGGGUAGAAAGAGGACAGGUCUUCUCUGCUCUCACUAAACUGGGAACAGCCAACGAACUACUACAGCCCGUUGACCAAAUCAAACUCGGCCUUAUGGAGCGUAUGUUGGAGUGGGCCGUGGGGGACAAUCGUGAGGCAUCUGCAGCUACGUUACCUCAGCACACGGAGAACGCGGUUCGACUCCUGCAUAUGGUCCAGGAUUUCCUCCAGGCGGAGGGGCUGAUAAACCCGGCUCUGUGGACCGAGAGAGUCCUGGAGGAGACCGUGACCUUGAUGGACAGUCUAAUGGUCUGGUACUCAGCCGGGACGCAGUGGUUUCAGUUAUCUCAAGUCGGACUAAGGCUCCUGCUUGGGUUCAUGGCACAAGAGGAUACUGAUGUGUGCGCGAUGGCCACUGCUAAACUAAAUGGCAUUCUCCAAACCAAAGAGAUUUCCAGUCAGGACGAAGCUUGUUACCUUCUGGGCAAAGUGGAGGGCAUCCUGAGACGUGCCAUCCAGGAGAAAACAGAAGAGACAUAUUCAUUUCUGGUUCCUCUUUUACGAACUCUUUUGUCUAAAGUUCAUCGUCUCCUCUACAUGGAGCUCCACCUGCCCCAGCUUCCAGACACCAAUGGCAGCCCCUCCUUCUUUGAGGACUUCAGGCUCUAUUGUAGUUCACCUGAAUGGCGCGUCUACCUCGAUAAAUAUAUAAUUCCCUACAUGAAGCAGUACGAGAUAGAAACAUUUAGCCAAGGUCAUGAAACUAUGGCUCUCUACUGGAAGGAAUGCUACGAGACUUUUAUGGUCAGUCUGCACAAGAGAGAAAGAGAGAGGGGAGAAAGCAAGAUCCGAUUUCAGGAGCAGUUUGUAGAGCCAUUCUCACGACGCAGCCGCCAAGAAAACCUAAGAUACAACAGUAUGCUCAAGCUACAGCACAGCCAGAACAGCGCCACCCUCAGGCAGUGGAAGGCAGCCCGCAGAGGCCUGGUUUGUGAGAGGGGGCCAUGGGCAGACAGGCAACAGGAUGAAAUGCACUGGCGUGUAUCCAGUGCAGAAAACUAUUCACGGAUGAGGUUAAAACUGGUUCGAAACUAUAACUUUGACCCACACAAAGAGGCCAGUGCACUUCGGGAUAAUCUAGGUGUUCAUCACCAACGGGUAAAUCCUGAGUCUAUCCUCCUGGAGGCAGUGAAGCAGGUGAAAGUGAGCGAUUUGGAAGAUGAUAUUUUGGAGCUGCCUGAAGAGGACCCCACCACUGCCAACAACCAAGCUGAGCUGGAGGAGGCCAGUCAGAAAGAGAAGCUGGUUCUCUGGGAGGACUGUGAACUGGUGACUAUUGUUGACGUAGUUACCGGUCGACUGGAGCUCACGACACAACAUAUUUACUUCUAUGACAGUAGCCAGGAAAAAGAGGAAGGAGUUGGUCAUGAUUUUAAAUGGCCACUGUCUCAAAUCAGGGAAGUCCAUUUGCGAAGAUACAACCUGCGACGUUCUGCUUUGGAAAUUUUUCUCAUCGACCAAACAAACUACUUCCUCAACUUCAAAAAAGAGGCAAGAAAUAAAGUCUACAGUCGGAUGUUACUGCUGCGAUCACUCAGUUUAUAUGGGACCCGCUCUCCACAAGAACUGCUCAAGGCGUCUGGGCUAACACAGAAAUGGGUGAACAGAGAGAUCUCCAACUUCGACUACUUGAUGCAGCUCAACACUAUCGCAGGCAGGACAUACAAUGACCUCGCCCAAUACCCCGUCUUUCCCUGGAUCCUUGCUGACUACACAUCAGAGGAACUGGAUUUGUCAGACCCUAGAGUUUUCAGGGAUCUUUCAAAACCAAUCGCUGUCGUCAAUGAACGCAACGCAAAAGCCGUGAGGGAAAAGUAUGAGGGUUUUGAAGACCCCACAGGCACCAUAGACCGCUUCCAUUAUGGUACUCACUACUCGAACGCUGCUGGAGUCAUGCACUACCUGAUCAGAGUGGAGCCCUUCACCUCUCUGCACAUACAACUGCAGAGCGGACGAUUUGACUGUGCGGAUCGACAGUUUCACUCCAUCCCGGGAACAUGGCAGACUCUUAUGGACAAUCCCAACGAUGUGAAAGAACUCAUCCCGGAGUUUUUCUACUUCCCUGAAUUCCUUGAAAACCAAAAUGGUUUUGAUCUGGGUCGACUACAGAUCUCCAAAGAGAGGGUCAAUGAUGUUAUUUUGCCGAAAUGGGCCAAGUCUCCCGAGGAUUUUAUCUACAAGCAUCGCAAAGCCCUGGAGUCGGAGUACGUGUCGGCCCAUCUUCACGAGUGGAUUGAUCUGAUUUUUGGAUAUAAACAACGAGGACCAGCCGCUGUGGAGGCCCUCAAUGUAUUCUACUACUGCACUUAUGAGGGAGCGGUCGAUCUUGAUGCCAUUACUGACGAAAAAGAGCGUAAAGCUGUGGAGGGAAUGAUAAGCAACUUUGGACAGACGCCGUGCCAAUUACUUAAAGAGCCCCAUCCUGUGCGUCUCUCUCAGGAAGAAGUGGAGAAGAGGAAGGCCCAGCUGGACUCAAGUCCUGUCAAUAUGUUCGAACAAAUCAGUGACCUCAAAUCUUUCUUUGUUGAGGGCAUCAGUGACAAUGUGCCACUUAUAAAAGUUGUGGUGCCUAAAAACCAAUCUCACUCCUUCAUCACACAAGGAAGUCCAGACACAAUGGUUGCUGUGAGCCAGAACUGCAUGUUCGGGACACAUGGCUGGCUUCCCUACAACAAAAACAUCUCCAACUAUUUCACUUUUAUCAAGGACCCCACUGUCUCCAAUCCCAAGACGCAGCGUUUCCUGUGCGGUCCGUUCGCCCCUGGAGUGGAGGUGUCUGCUGGGUUAUUUGUGGUUUCUCACGAUGGUAAACUGCUGUUCAGCGGAGGACACUGGGACAACAGCCUCCGUGUCACCUCUCUGGUCAAGGCCAAAACUGUGGGACAACACAUACGACACAUGGACAUCGUCACGUGCCUGUCGACAGAUCACUGUGGUAUCCAUCUGAUCUCAGGAUCUAGAGACACAACCUGCAUGGUGUGGCAGGUCCUACAGCAGGGAGGUGCUCCUGUAGGUCUCCAUCCCAAACCGGUGCAGGUGCUGUAUGGUCACACAGAUGAAGUGGUCAGUGUGAACAUCAGCACAGAAUUGGACAUGGCUGUGUCUGGAUCUAAGGACGGGACAGUAAUAAUCCACACGGUCCGUAGGGGGCAGUAUAUGCGGUGUCUGCGUCCUCCCUGUGACAGCUCUUUGCCCAUGUCCAUCCUUCACCUGGCCGUGUCCUGGGACGGUCACCUGCUCGUUCACACGUGUAUAGAGGGGAAAGCUUCUCUCAAGGAUAAAAACGCUCUGCACCUGUAUUCUGUGAAUGGGAAGCACCUGCACUCAGAGCCUCUGAUGGAGCAGGUCACAGACAUGUGUGUGUCUGGAGAGUUUGUGGUGAUCGGGAGCGAACAGGGACACCUGUCCAUCAGGGACCUCUACAGCUUAUCUCUGUGUAUGGAACCCAUGGCCAUGCGAGUCCCUGUGCGCUGCGUCUCCGUCACCAAAGAACAGAGCCACGUUUUGGUCGGUCUCCAGGAUGGGAAGCUGAUCAUCGUCGGAGUGGGGCGUCCAGCCGAGAUGCGUUUUGGACAGAUCACGAGAAAACUUUGGGGCUCCAGCAAGAAAAUGAGCCAAAUAUCGUCGGGCGAGACUCUUUACAACACUCAAAAUGACCAGACUUGACCUUUGACCCCAGCGUUCCCAUCCUGGCUUUCCCAAACCACAUUCCAGGAUUCUCCCUCUCAUCCAUACCUGUCAGUCAUUCAGCAUUCACUCCCAGUAUUCCAAUAUAUAGACAGUAGAUAAUAGUAGACCAGUGAAUUCAUAGAAAACAAUGAAAGUUUGACUCCAAAGAUGGCAGGCCAUUAGUGAUAUACAGAGGUGGGCAGAGUGUAUUUAUACUCCUAUAAAAAACACUAUGCCACAUGGAGGUGACACGUCACCUGCAUGUUUCAAUGGAAUUACAAAGUUAUAACUAUACUUCAAAACAUUCUCCAUGGAAAUGAAUACAUUUUAUGCCAUACUGUAGAAUAUUAUAGCCAAAAAAUAACAUUUCCAUGGAAACAAGCAGGAGGAGACCACAUAAGAGUCAGGUUUGUGGAGAUGCAAGCCCCACUUAAAGAAAAGACAUAUUUUUUCAGCUGAAAGUUUUUCAGUCCAAAAAGUUAAAGUAAAGUUAAUGUAACUAAGUACUACCCACCUCUAUCUGGGAUUAAGUCACUUUAAUUGGUUGUUUUCAAAUCGUAGCAAUUUAUGUCCCAUUUUUCUAUCAUCAACAUUAUAGAUAUGUAAAAUGUAAUGCAACGAUAUUCAAAACAUAGUCAUUUGAAGGUUAACUGACUUGACAACUCCAAUUGGUUCGGUGAAAGCUUUUCAUGCCAGAUGCCCUUCCUGACUGACUGUAGCUGUCAGUAUUUAACCUCCAAAUAAUACUGGUAGAAGUACUGAUAAAGAAGUGAAUCUGCUAUUAUUUGCCAAUUAUUUGUUUGAUAUAUCUCAGAUCCAGUUGUAUUCAUUGAGUUGAACACUAAAUAUGUCUCCAAUGAACCAGCUUGGCAUUGUACUGACUUGGUGUUGGUACUGUUAGCAUCAUAAUACUCGUCCUUAAAAUGUUUAAACUGGUCCACUAUUUUUUCUACCUGAUCUAUGCUAUAAUAAACACUACUUUUGAUUGCUUUUUAUGGCGCUGGCGUUGAAGCUGCAAUCCAAGUAGCCACCACUUUAAAACACCACUACAACUAUAUUUUCGAUCAUUCUCAUUUUAUAAUUAGCCAAAAUGAUCACAAACGUAUUUCUAAUUGUCUUAGGAAUCGUGAUUGCUAGCGAGUGUUUUUGAAUGUUUUUCCAUGUUUUAUCUGUGUACUAUGUAACUUUUCAGGUCGAGGGGUCAGACACCUGCUUGUCUCCAUUGGGAUAUUUGUGCUUUGCCUGGAAUGUUCCGCAGUAUGGCAUUAAACUUGUCUAUCUUGCAUUUUUGUAUUAUAGGUGUUUGGUUUACUAAAACAAUAUUUCGAAAAACAGGCAUUCUUUCAUGGAGAUGGUAAUGUUUAACGCCAUAUUAUGGAACAUUCUAGGCAAAGCAAUAACAUCUCCAUGGGGACAAGCUUGCUGCAAACCCCUCCACCACAAAAGUUACAUAAUACACCUUAAAAUAUAAUUUUAAGUGGCCUUUUUGGCUUGUUCAGAUCAUGCCUUAUGCAGUAAAACCAGUUCAAUGCUACCACUUACAAGACCAAACACUAUGCCGAGGUUUUUUAUACAUUUGUUAAUAUUGUGAAUGACUUUUUAUGUUUUUCUUUGCAUGUUUGUAGAAGGUCCACUUUGAGAUCGAAUGAUUGAGAAUGGAGUCUAUUUUGUCACAUUUUGAAAACCUAACACUACAUUUGCAGUACAAAUCUCUCUCGUCUCGUCUUUCAAAUUCCUACUUUUACUGAGUAUCUAAGUUACUUGAAGACCUUUUAUUUAUAACUAAGUAGCAAUUUUAAUCAUAUUUUCCUACACUUAUUUAAGUUGACUGUUUAGAAAUCCAUAAAAUGAAGAUAGAAAAAUAGCUUAAGGGCUGUAUGAGCUAAGCAAUACACGUCAAUGCUUUCUUCCUUGUCCCAAAAUGCCAUAUUAUUGGGUUUACUAGUCUUCCCUUAACUUAAACUGGGACAUUAUAUUACAUUGAAUUGCCUCUUUCUGUUAAUAUAUAUUUUAAAUCUUUAUCUUCUCAAAUCAAUGCGUAGAUGCCAUAGGUGAUUAAUACGUAAGGUGCGUACUGUGGAACAUUCUAGGCAAAGCAACUUCUCCAUGGAGACAACCAGAAAAGUGACAUGGUACAUCUUUUAAGCAUUUUUACAGCCAAAUAUUUUUCAUCAAAAGUCAAGUUUCUGUUCAAAGUAAUAGUUUGAUGUUUUGAAGUGCAUAUUAUCGGGCUUCUGCAAUGCUAGUAGUUUCUUGUGGUAAAGAAUUUGACCUGCAAAAUCUGUAUAAUAUUACUGACGGUUCAAACAACAAACUGCAUUACUUUGAGAAAUUAUUGUGUCUUUGAAAUGUUUUUUGUUCAGUGCAGUCAAAUGCAAUGCAGUUGUGUUGUCCAUAUAUAUAGAUGUACACCACUUUAUCGAUUGCAAAUAGUGCCUUUUAUCAACUUAAUUUAUAAACAAUAUCAAAGAAUCACUUAAAGGUCCUAUAGAACGCAAAAUUGACUAAUGUGAGCUUUUAGUCAUGUUAGAAUGCUGUUACUUCAUCAAAAACAUACCUGGUGUUGUGUUUUGUUUCACACAUGUUUGAGUAUCCUUGCAUUUUUGCUACAUCUCCAAAGCUCAAAACGCUCAGUUCCACCUUGUGAUGCCAUUAAGUGGUCAUUUUAAAGUUAACAGCUACCUUUUAGCUUCAAUUGGACUGAUUUACUCUACAAUACACUAUUAGAAUAACUAAGUUGUUGCGUAAGGCGUAUGGAGCUUAAAAACACGGUCAAUGCUUUCUAUAUCACCACUCAGUGACAUCACAAGGUGGAACAAAACACAACUCCAGGUGCAUUUGUGAUGAGGAAACAACAUUAUAACACAGAUCACAAAAUAGUGUAAUAUGGGCCCUUUAAAUGACAUUACCUUGAUUACAACCAAAACUGCAUUCCUCAAUCUAAACAGGAACAAAGGAUAUAUUUAACAAAUCUUUCUCUGUGAUUGUCAAAAAAUGGGUGUGUGUAUAUGUCUGAUUAUUUAUGAAAACACUAUAUAAUGUACAGCAUGAUUCUUAUUUUUAUGUUUAUUUUUGGUGUAUUUCAAAUGUACUUUUUGCACUUUCCAAGGUACUAAAUUGUAACUAAUUUUGUUUUAAAAAUCGGCUCCCUUAUCUGUAAAAAUAACAGCUUUGUAUACAAAAAGUAGUAAAUGAUCAUUAAAAGUAUUGUCUAAAUUUAUAA
Molecule: messenger RNA, 11831 nt
Organism: Periophthalmus magnuspinnatus
Lineage: Eukaryota; Metazoa; Chordata; Actinopteri; Gobiiformes; Gobiidae
Gene: nbeal1
Product: neurobeachin-like 1
Exons: 55
Coding region: 329-8605 (2758 amino acids)
Biological process (GO): intracellular protein localization
Cellular component (GO): membrane; cytosol
Molecular function (GO): protein kinase binding
Source: RefSeq, a predicted model, not a curated record